Brassicogethes aeneus is the source of this 2976-nucleotide messenger RNA. The record is from the annotation of a GenBank genome assembly. NCBI's taxonomy places the organism in Eukaryota, Metazoa, Arthropoda, Insecta, Coleoptera, Nitidulidae.
CACCGACAUGCAUAUGUAUGACAAGGUAAAUGCUCCUACUUUUUUAUGAUUGUGGGAUAAUUUGCAAGCUAUUGUCAGUGUGUGUGAGUAUAUUCCUAGUGUAAACAUAGUUUAAAAUGUUAGGUUUAGUGAUGAUGAACAAAAAAAUAGUGUUCAUGUUGUGGUGGCUGACAAGCUUUAUGUUGCUUAGGACCUCCGCGCAAUUAAACAUCCCUCAACAAGUAAAUUAUCCUCAACGAUCAAAUGUCCCACAGCAAGUGAAUAUUCCGCUGUCUCCUCAGUUUGCUCCCAAUGUUUAUUUUGUAAAUAAUAGUAAUUUUAACAACAGAAAUUUUAUUAAUAACAAUAGACCAUAUGAUUUUGACUUUGCCGGUAGAGGAAAUGCGGAAAUUUUUGAUAUUUUGCAAAAAAUAGACUUGGAGUCCACAGAAAGGUGCACUAUGAAUGUUGCGGCCCAGUGGAAUUUUGAGACUAAUGUUAAUGUUGAAACACAGAGUGAAGUACUUCACGCCCAAAAUCUGUAUUCAGAAUACCAACAUGAUUUAUGGAAAUACUUGGAAACACUUGGCAUAUCCAAUAGAAAUUUAAAUUUUGAUACCUAUAGACAACUACGAUAUUUAUCAAUAGUAGGACCUUCUGCCUUAAAUCCAGAGCAACUGGAUCGUUACAAUCGCCUUAUCAACGAUAUGCUUUCAAUAUAUAACACGGCUUCAAUUUGCUCUUAUAACGAUCCUCUACAUUGCGGAAUGAGGCUUCAGCCGGAAUUGACAGAAAUUAUGGCCAAAAGUAGAAAUUGGGAAGAACUUCAACACGUGUGGACAGAAUGGAGAAGAAAUUCGGGAAGAAAAAUGAAGGAUACUUUCGAACAACUAGCGUUUUUAUCAAACGAGGCUGCACAAAAAAAUAAUUUCAGUGACACCAGUGAAUUUUGGAAUUUCUCAUUCGAUCCAUCGACAGAUUUUUUCGAGGAAGUUUGGGAAGAGAUAAAACCUCUAUACGAAUUGCUGCACGCGUACGUUCGCCGUCGUCUCCGGGAUUUUUACGGUCCAGAUAAAAUUAGCAGCCAGGCACCGCUGCCUGCUCAUAUAUUGGGAAACAUGUGGGCGCAAUCUUGGACAAAUAUUCUGGAGAUAACACAGCCAUAUCCCGGACAAAAUUAUAUCGAUGUCACACAUGAAAUGAAUAGACAGGGUUAUGCCCCAGAAGAUCUAUUUAGACUAGCAGAAGAUUUUUUUCUCUCGAUUAAUAUGAGUGCAAUGCCCCUAGAGUUUUGGAAAGAGUCUAUUUUUGAAGAGCCAUUGGAUAGAGUGGUGGUCUGUCCUCCAUCUGCCUGGGAUUUCUGUAAUGGAAGAGAUUAUAGGAUUAAAAUGUGUUCCAAAAUAACAAUGAGGGAUUUAAUUAGCGCACAUCAUGAAGUUUCUCAUAUCCAAUACUUUAUGUCGUACAAACACCAGCCAAAAAUAUUUAGAGAUGGUGCUAAUCCAGCAUUUCACGAAGCCAUUGGUGAAGCAAUUGGAUUAUCCGUCAUUACACCGAGUCAUUUACAAAGUCUUGGAUUAAUACAAAAUUCCGUAGAAAACACAGCAGUCGACAUUAACUUCCUCUACUCGAUUGCACUGGAAAAGUUGGCUUUUUUGCCUUUUGCCUACGUAAUGGAUAAAUGGAGAAAAGACGUGUUUAAAGGCGUAAUUAAUAAAAACCAAUACAACUGUCAUUGGUGGAUACUAAGUGAACAAUACAUGGGAAUAAAACCACCAGUUUUACGUUCGGAGUUGGAUUUUGAUCCUGGUUCCAAAUAUCAUGUACCAGCAAAUAUUCCUUAUAUAAGAUACUUUGUCAGUACCGUAUUACAAUUUCAAAUUUACCGGUCAAUGUGCAGAGCUUCUGGUCAAUAUCUUCCAGGGGAUUCCAUUAGACCUUUACACAAAUGCGAUGUAUAUAAUCACAAGGAAGCCGGAAACAUUUUAAAAAGCAUCAUGGAAAAAGGAGCAUCAAUGCCUUGGAGGGAAGUUCUUUUUCAAGCCACAGGUGAAAGCCGCCUUGAUGGCAGCGCGAUGAGAGAAUAUUUUCAACCACUCGAAGAAUGGCUUAGAAAUGAAAACCUAAGGACCCGAGAAUACGUCGGUUGGCUAUACGAUGGGGAUUAUUGCAAGCAGAGUAUAGAAACUGCUGGUUUGCAAGUUUUUGGAGGGUUUUAUAACAGAUCUGAUAGACAAAAAUAUAGCAUUUUAAAUGUAUUAAGUUUGGCUGUUUUGUCUUUAAUGUAUAAAUUAUAGAUUCAAUAACAUCAUUAAAAUAUAAAGGCAAACAGCAACAGUGUUUCGUAUGUAUUUAGAUUUCUUUAUAAAGGGUAUCCUGAAAAUAGUGCACUGUCCGCUAUACCUAAUAGGGGAGAGAAUAUAAAAAACUGUUUUAGUGAACAAAUAUAAAGGUUUUUAUCCCAAGAAACAUUUUAUAAAAACGAGGUAUUUGCCCAUUUCUCACAAUAUGGGUAUACACCUUAAGUCCUACUUAUUUUUUUUUGAAAAUAGAAUCAUGUUUAAAACCCUUUUAUACAGAGCAUUUACAAGUGAGAGGUGCGAAAACUGCAUGUUACAUAUCGUCCUAAUCAUCUCAUAUUUAACAUUUUAAACAUUAAAAGUUUUAAGCUGCUUUGUAAAGUUGUUAAAUAUGAUAUAUUGGGACGAUAUUUGUAGACCAUCAUUUUCACACUCUUAAUAAAGCAAAACCUACACCUUAUUAUUUGCAACAUUUUAAUAUUGUUAUUAUUCUUUGUUGACUUAUAUACAUUGCUUUUUAUAAUACUUAAAUUUAAAAAAACACAAUUUUGUAGUAAUCCGAUGGCUAUAAAUGUAUUGUAGUGUAAAUUGGCACUGUCUAUGUUGGUUUUUAGGUUAAGUUCUCUGACAAGCACGCCUGUGAUUGGCUACUUUAUUUAGUAUUGUAGUUAAUUAAUUAGGCUUGCGCCAGAUCCAA